This is a messenger RNA of Bufo bufo (common toad), 916 nucleotides long. RefSeq lists its product as uncharacterized. The record is from RefSeq and is a predicted model, not a curated record. Gene Ontology annotation, molecular function: protein binding. Bases 42 to 872 code for a protein of 276 amino acids. The transcript has 7 exons. NCBI's taxonomy places the organism in Eukaryota, Metazoa, Chordata, Amphibia, Anura, Bufonidae.
AUGACCAUCACAUCCAGAGACACCAAGUAAAGCAAGGAGACAUGUCAGAAAGCUCCUCAGGUGUGAACACGAGCAAUAACAGCUUCUCUAAAUCCUAUUCAUCGCACUGCUCUGAUCUAAGCGAAACCAACACAUUUUUUCCAGUCUUGUCAUUUAACAGAAGGGCAUUGCAGCAGAGCUGUGAUUCCGGCAUUUCGUCUCCACUUCCAUGUGAUGCGUUCAAAUAUCUAACUUGGCACAAGUUAAAAGAACAUGAUGUGCAGGGGACUCUAAUUCGUUGUCCUAGAGUUAGAGAAGGGCCGACCGAGGACGAACUUGUAACAAGAGGAGAGGCUCAUCUGUUCCAAGAAGAGACACACACAAACGAUAAAGAGAUAUGGAGACAGAGACUGCAAGAAAACUGGGAGAAUUGUCUGAAUAUAAAUCUGUCUUAUCAAGAUCUUGGGGAUCCUUACCAAGAAAACAACUUUCUGCGUAUUCUUCGCCGUCUAAUAAGAGUAGAAAGACUUUGGUUGGUCGACAACUCAUUAAAAGACUUGAGUGCCAUUCGAUUGCCAAGGUGCAAAGAGUUAAACUUAAGCAAAAAUCACUUUAGGUCCUUUAAGCAGCUGCCAAAGCUUCCUGCAAUCCAGCACUUAUCACUUGCAGAGAAUAACAUUGAAUCUUUGAGUGGGCUUGCAGACUUGAAGCAUUCUCCACUAGAGUCACUUGUUCUGAAGACAAAUCCAUGUGAGUUUUUGGAAGACUACAGGCUACGAGUGUUUUCCAUUUUGCCAAACUUGAAAACUUUAGAUGGAAUUCCAAAACUUCCAGAGGAUUGGUCUGUGACAGAAGAAAGUCAUUUUUUAACAAGCAAGUGUACAAUUUUGUAACCAUUUUCUGUAUUGGUGCCUGAAAUGUGAACUAUUCAAGCAAG